Molecule: messenger RNA, 1263 nt
Organism: Rotaria sordida
Lineage: Eukaryota; Metazoa; Rotifera; Eurotatoria; Philodinida; Philodinidae
Source: the annotation of a GenBank genome assembly
AUGACUACUACAACAUCGCUUCCACUCUGUAAUUCUACUUGUGUUAAAACUUCAGUCUCUAAUACAUCACGUAUUGCUUUCUACACAUUUGAUUCGGUUCUGACUGAUUCAAGUGGUUCAUCUAAUACUCUGACUGGUACCUAUCAAUCAUUUGUUACUGGUUAUGUGAAUAAUGCCAUUAGUUUCAUUUAUGCUAACUCACAACGCCUAACCUCUAGUCAAAUAAUGAAUUUUUAUCAACUAUCAUGGACAAUAGAAUUUUGGUUCCUAAUGACAGCAAGUACAACGCAGGAUUCAUGCUUCUUUGGACAAACAAUUUCAAGUACUAAUGGUAUGGAAUUAUUUUUACAAACAAAAAAUAAUUUGUUAUACUUCGGUUUCUAUGGUGAUGACACGAAAGGUACGACGACCAUUUCAACAAAUACAUGAUAUACGUAUGCUAAUACAACAAAUACUGGUUAUCUAAAUGUAGCUAAUCGUACUGUUAGUGUUGGUAGUUGUCCUAUUGGUGGAGGUGCCGCAGCACAAGUUUACUAUAGUGGUUAUCUCGAUCAUUUGAGUGUAACAAUGCGUGUUAAAACUGCAUGUGAAAUUUUACAAGAUGCUACUCUUGUUGUCUACUACCCAUUCGAGAAUUCAAUCAUAGAUCAAGGACCAAAUUUCAUAGUGGGAACUCUAUCGAAUUCUGGUACUAGUUAUACCAGUGGAUACGUUGGUAGUUAUGCACUACAAUUAAGCACAACAGGUGCCUAUUUUCAAAUACCAAGUCUAACUCGAUUGGGUAUUACCAAUCAAGCUUUUUCAAUUGCACUCUGGGUGAAACCAAAUGCAGUUAGUGGACCGUUAGUUCACGUUUCCUCAGCAAUGAAUGGUUAUGGAAGUUGGUGUGCAACCUUUCUUGGUUUUUCAUCAAGUGGUCAAAUUAUUGCUAAUGUUUGGACUUCAUCACAUACAAUUGUUUCUGCUACUGGUCCUGUUCUACAAAUAACUCCAUUUUGGACACAUAUUGUUCAGACAUGGUCAACGAUAAAUGGCUUACGUCUCUAUAUAAAUGGUUAUUCGUAUGCUAAUGUUACAAGUGCUACGUCUUAUCUAGCUUCUGGAGUACAGAAUUAUUUGACAUUAGGAACCAUUUUGAGUGGUACAACAUGUGCAGCUGGAUCAAUUCAGACCACUGGUCAAUAUUUAGGAGCUAUAGACGAUUUUCGUUUGUUUAGUAGAGAGUUGAGUGCCAGUGAAGUUUGUCAUUUAGCAAGUUUAUAA